AUGGACGAAGCAGCUAAGAGAAAACAUUGUGGCCUUUUGAUGUUUGAAGUUCCAACACCCUCAUUUACUAAAUCCGGUAAUAAGUCGGCUACUUCGACUCAAUUUACCAUUGAUUGUACUUCAUCUAUGGAAAAUAGUAAUAUCCAGAAGGAUAAUUUUAUUUAUACUUCAUUCAUGGAGCCUAUCAAGGUUAGUCCACAACGCCCUCAUAAGAAUACACCAAUUACUUCGAUAGAACAAGAAUCAACUAAAAGUAAUGGAGCUGUAAAGAUAUCUCAGCAUAAAGAGGAAAAAAAACGUCGCCCUCCCAAUUCUUUCCUUCUUUACAGACAAGCCAAACAAUCGGAAGUAACACGUGCUCAUGGUAAUAUUUCCAAUGCAAAGAUAUCCAAAAUACUAUCAGACCUUUGGCAACAAGAAUCGGAUGAAGUAAAACUCUAUUGGCAAAAAGCUGCUGAUAAAAAGAAAAUGGAACAUAUGUUAACGUACCCGGAGUAUGUUUAUCGCUCAAAGUUAGUUACACCAAAAAAGAAGCGUAAAUCAAAAGCCACAGAUUCUAAUCAAUUUCAGAAUGCAUUACCUAUAGCUCAAACAUCUAAUAUCGAUGUAUCUCCACUCCCUUCCUAUCCUAUUAUUAUUCCAUCACAUCCUUGGUUUCAUGACCAAUUCGAAAUUCCUAAUCCCUCAGUUUUACCCUCAAUUUUUCCCAAUGAAGGUUUCAAUUACAAUUUCAUUAAUACACAUAAUACACAAAAUUACGAACAAUAA
This is a messenger RNA of Dentiscutata heterogama, 768 nucleotides long. NCBI's taxonomy places the organism in Eukaryota, Fungi, Glomeromycota, Glomeromycetes, Diversisporales, Gigasporaceae. The record is from the annotation of a GenBank genome assembly.